AUGCUGAACCCUAAAUCUGUUAUCUGCAAAGUUGAAUACGAAGAUGGUACAAGUUUUGAUGUCCCUUGCUGUAUGAAAAGUACCCUUAUUGAAGUGAAUGAGCAGCUUGUAAAAAAACCAGAGCUCCUAAAAGACAAGCCUGACGCUGACGGAUUUAUAGCAAUAAUGCUAUCCAGUAUUGCCAUAUCUGAUGCAACAAAGAAUGAACUUUUGACAUAUGAAGAUUAUAUUAAAGCUGUUAAUGACGGAAAUUAG
Molecule: messenger RNA, 255 nt
Organism: Leptosia nina
Lineage: Eukaryota; Metazoa; Arthropoda; Insecta; Lepidoptera; Pieridae
Source: the annotation of a GenBank genome assembly